AUGCGAAAUUUCUUCGUUGAGUACAUCAAACAGGAUUCCAUCGGCACCAUUUCAAAUGCAUUUCUUGCUAAUUCAGAUCUCUUCGGAAUUAAAAGUGAAGUAUGCAGCAUUAUUGCCCACAAGCACUCAAAAUCAGUUGAUUUUCCUAAAACAGGACAUCCUCCUGAACCUCUUACCAGGUCAUGGCAGACUUCAAAAAGAGGUGUUUCUAUACCUCCUGAAAAACCUGAACGAUGGCCUGAUUUUAUGGCAAAGAAUCAUGAACCGUUUUAUGUGUCUAGAAGAUUGGUCGGACAACUUUUCAGACGAAUCAAGCUUGUUGAUGAUGCUUUAACCUUAACCAUGGCUUCUGAGAAACUAACCGACGUCUCUCUCGAUGAGACACUGAUUUGGCCUGGUUAUGAGAAGCGUGUGAAUGUUGCGCGAGAAGAUUAUUUGGCCUAUAGUACAUAUAUUAUGUCUCUGUUGGACAACUAUGGUAUUGAAGAUGAGGGUCAGCUGUUUUCUGGAUGCAUAACUGUGAUACGAAAUAGGCUUAGCGAAAAGGAUAAUGACGACAUGUCAUUGUACAACACCAACCACAUGAUUGAGAAAAAAGUGACUGAUAUUUUCAGAAUUUUUCGAAACCGAUUUUUUGAAGAAUUUGGAGGUCUCGAACAGUGCACUGUAACAGCAAGAAAUAACGACUUUUCUUCUUCAGAGCAAGACCUUUGUCGCAUUUGUGAGGACUCCAACGAUGAAAUGAAAGAGAAGGCGUCAGCUUAUUAUGUUAUUUGCUACAGGUUACAGGGUUUUUUACCUUAUCCUGCUGGCAGAUUGAGUGGCCACCUUAAAUUACUGUCUUUGGAGCUAGUGAAUUCAGAAAUUUUUGCAGCUUCGAGCUGUUGGGGCUUUGACAAGCUAGCCUCUGUCCUAAUAUCAAAGCUCAAUUUUUUGUGCAAAGAGCAAUUUUCUAUAGAAAAUAUGUUUUUGAAGGAAUGGCGCAUAUGGUUACUGAGGAAGUCUCCGUGGAAUUGGGGCUAUGAGUUUGUAAGACCUUGCUAUGGGGAAAAAAUAGACAUGAGCACCGGCAACCGGGCUGACAGGGACGAUGCAGCGUCGCACUCAUCUGGAAAGCGAACAUUGUCGUUUCCUUGGUUAGUUUGGGAUAUCCUUGCUCACAUCAAGACGAAGAACCAGAACCCGUCUUUAGUGACUAUAGACCCGCUUUCUGCUUCAGUCACUAGUUUUAUGAAUUGUUACUGUAAUCAACGUGAAACUUCUUUGAGAAAAUUGAUAAGCUUCUUGACGACUAAUGGUUCUGGUUCAAAUGCUGUACGUCGAUAUUGCAACAAAUACAAGGGUUUGGAAAGAAUAAUAUUUGUCGUUUUUGAAUGGGCCAAACAUCAUAAUUUGUUUGAUGAGGACCUUGACUCUACGAAAUUAAGUCUCCUGCUUAUACAGUUUCUUAUUGGUCAUUAUAUCACUGAAAGUUAUGAGAUUGCUGAUUUGCAGCAGAUUGAUGCAGAUGACUGCACUAAUGUUGUUCAACUUGAAGAUAUGAUGGGAGGUAUUGGGAAAUUAUUCAUACGUUUCUUACAAUUUCUUAGCUCUAGAAGCUUCGAAAAUUUAGAGUGCAUUGACUUUAGCAGUCCGAAUUUCGACCAUCGAUCGAGGCUAAUGCGUGGUCAGUGGCUGCAAUUGCAUAAGGUGGCAUCUGAAUCAUUCUAUCAGUUAAUGUUGAAAGGUUCUCUCGACGAGUUGCUUUUGGAUGAUCAUGAAGAGUUUAAAGAUGGCGACGUUUUCGAAAUGACUCCAUUUGUAAUUGAGAUUCCUAGCGAAGCAAAGUUUUCCAGUUAUAACUUAAAAGAGAAAAUGAUGAAAUACUCUGGCGUGGUUGAUUUGGAACUAAGACCUGUUCCUAAUCGUGAAGAACGAUUAAUUGUUUCUGCUAAAGGGACUUUGAAGGCUCUGCGCUCUCUUAGGAAGCUAGUAACUGUGGAACCGGUUACAAAUUCAAACGUGAGUGACAAAGAAAAAAGCGAAAUGAUCGUACGUCUUGUUUAUGAAAGGAUUUUACAAUUGUGCAGUUGA
Enterobius vermicularis (human pinworm) is the source of this 2073-nucleotide messenger RNA. Lineage: Eukaryota; Metazoa; Nematoda; Chromadorea; Rhabditida; Oxyuridae. The record is from the annotation of a GenBank genome assembly.